AUUACCGUCUCUAUAAUAUUCAAAUUCACUUGCUUCGGUUUAGAAUUAUCCAGAUGGUGGAAUAGGUGUUGCCCGAAUGUAACAUCUACUUUACCUCUUGUUAAGAGUUGCAUACCCCGUACUUUCAAAGGCCUUACAUGCUACUUCGACCCGUUUAGCAAUUAAGCCAUUCUCUUAAUAACAAAAAUGUCAAAGGAUUGUUUUUGCAGGUGCAGGUGGUUUUGUUAUAUCCUUCUGCAAUAAUUAUGAUAUCGACUCUUUGGUCUCACGGAGACAGGUGCUCCAAGGACUUCCUUUGAACAUCAUCAGUUUACAAAUUACACAAUGCAGGUUAUUAUAUCAUGGUCUGAUCCAAUGGCAUAAGCUUCUGGUUGAAGCAAUCCUCUUUAAAACCGCCCCACAAGGCAUUAUAACUCAUAGGGAGGCACCUGGUUACCGCUGUCAUAUCAAGUGUUCUAUCAGUUGAAGAUAUGGAGCGUGUUGGUCUUAGACUCCGAUAUUGCCUGCCUUUACUGGUCUGCUUUUUUCGUUGUCUUCACACCUCGCAAGAGGCAAGUGCCUCCAAAACAGGAACACGCGUAUGUGAGCUGCUGCCAUCGGAUAAGUACAACAACUCGGACGAAGUCAUCAUCAGCCAGAAGUUUCAUCAUUACAGUAUUCAGACACCUUGCAGCAGAGGACCCUGUCAAAACUAUGGCACUUGCGUACCGCAGUACGAGAAAAACAGUUAUGUGUGCGUUUGCAAAAUUGGAUUUGAGGGGAAAGACUGCGAAACAGUAAUCAAGCACUGCGAGAAAGACUCAUGUCUUAACGGUGGAACUUGCAUCGAUGGAGUCGUUAGCUUCGAGUGCCGAUGUCGACAGGGGUUUUCUGGAAAGCGAUGUGAACCAGGUAUGUUAAUCAAUUCUACAAUAUUGGUGGGCAACACAAACUUUCUCGGCAACCUGUCACAUUUUUUGUCGCCUGCUGUAGGAAAUAGUUCACAGUGGUUGCUGUGCCACCGCGCCUCCACGCACGGCUGGGCUGUAAGCACCUUCCACGAAAGGUGCGACAAUAAAUAUCAUACUGUGACCAUCAUCAAAAAAGGCCAGUACGUGUUUGGAGGAUACACUGAUAUAGCAUGGGAUUCAUCUAGUUCUUAUGGCAACACUCCCAAUGCGUUCAUAUUUUCUCUACGGAACAAAGAAGAACUGCAUCCAUUUAAGAGCAUGGUUUUACAGUCACAAUAUGCAAUUUACAGGUAUCAGGGGUAUGGUCCAACAUUUGGAAAUAACCAUGACAUUUACAUUUCGGAUAAUUCUAACAGCAACAAUGAUUCAUACACCUAUCUUAGCAACUACGAGACACCAAAAGGAGCAAAUAAGCCAACCACAAUCUUGUCUGGUACACAGUACUUUUCACCUGAUGACUGGGAGGUGUUUUAUCUUGGUUAAAAUACCUGUUCAUCAACAACCUUGCCAUUAAAAACUCUUUACUUGGCCUGUGAUUCACUAGAUAGUUUCAGAUAUCUGAUAGUUUCAGCAGUACAUAUUUACUAUCCUAGAGCAUCUACGUUGAUGGCUUCCAUUUAACUGCACUGAAAAGCUUAAGG
Pocillopora verrucosa is the source of this 1591-nucleotide messenger RNA. Lineage: Eukaryota; Metazoa; Cnidaria; Anthozoa; Scleractinia; Pocilloporidae. The record is from RefSeq and is a predicted model, not a curated record.